Messenger RNA from Penaeus monodon (black tiger shrimp), 4970 nucleotides. Its product is annotated as extensin-like. The record is from RefSeq and is a predicted model, not a curated record. The transcript is spliced from 2 exons. The coding region runs from base 1135 to 3735 and encodes 866 amino acids. NCBI's taxonomy places the organism in Eukaryota, Metazoa, Arthropoda, Malacostraca, Decapoda, Penaeidae.
UGUUAAAAAGUUCCUCUCAAAUAUUAUUACGUAGAGUGUUUAAAGAAAUGCAUUACGUAUUCAGAUAAGAGUGGUCGCGGUAAUGUUUAUCUGAGAUUAAAUAAUUAUAUUUUUGGUAUUGAUGGAGCUAAAUGUUUUUAUUUUCAUAUUUUGGUGUGAUUGUUGAAAUAGAAUAAGACCCUGUUUGAACAAAAGCAUCUUAUAUUAGCCAUGUGUCAGAGGCUGUUCAAGAACUGCACAUUAAGAGUACUUGGUGUGGAGUGCAGUAGGUAAUUUGGGGUGGAGUAUUUGGUAUAGAGUGGAGUGCUUGGUGUGGAGUGGAGUAGGUAAUUUGGGGUGGAGUAUUUGGUAUAGAGUGGAGUGCUUGGUGUGGAGUGGAGUAGGUAAUUUGGGGUGGAGUAUUUGGUAUAGAGUGGAGUGCUUGGUGUGGAGUGGAGUAGGUACAGUGGAAUGGAGUACGCAGUGAAAGGAAAAGUGGAGUGGAUUACGCAGUGUGGAGGGGAGUGGAGUACGUAAUGUGGAGAGGAGUGGAGUGGCUAGCUCAGUGUGGAGUGGCGGGCGUCCCUUAGGCUGCAGGGCCCGGCGUGCACGGCGAGAGUGGAAGGGCUGAGGCCGGGCGUGCGGAGGAGUGAGUGCGGGCGCGGGGACGGCGUGCGGGCGAGUGCGGCCGUGUUGCGGGGAAGCUCAGGGGGCCGAACACACACACACACACACACACACUCGCACACACACGGCCGCGCUAGUGGUGGUGCUGGUGGUAGAGGCAGUCGUGGUAGCCGUGUGGCACUGGCUGGCGGCACUGGGAGCGGCCAGACAGUCGUGGCACCCAGUGUUGACCCGUCGCGAGCACCGCCCCGCUCCUCGCUGUCACCCGUUCGUGGUUCUCGCCCGCAGCGCCUUCGUCGGGAGGCUCUCUGGCUGACGAGGCCCCGUCCUCGGAUAAGACGCCUUGUUGCUUUAAACGUGCGUUGCCUUUCAGCUUGUAGAAGUGAUUGACAGGAGAGAGAACUCUUUAGACGCGUUUGCUCAGAGGCCGCGGGGAAGCGCGCCAGCCUCGUGGCGAGGGCGGCGCCGAGAGCCCGGCGAGCGGCCGUCUCGAGCGCCGGCGCCUCGGCCUCGCGCUGGAGCGGCACCAUGCGAGCGUCGGAGGACAACGCGGACGAUGAGUUCGUGUUCGUGGCCAACAAGGUCGUGACGGGGUCGGAGUGCCCCCCCGUAGACGCGGCCGGCGCCCGUGGCCCUCGCACCCUGCCGCGCCUCAACCACCUGCAGCCCAUCCCCACCACGCUGGACCUGCAGCCGGCGCCCAAGCCGUGGCGCGCCGUGCACCCGCCCACCACCACCACCGCCCGCUCCAAGGCCACGCCCCUCCCGCCCGAGCUGAUCGAGCUGCUGCCGCCGCACCUCCGCGAGAAUACGGUGCCGGACUUCAGCAGUUCCAGCCCGCCCCCCGCCGACGAGGCCGCGCCGGAGCGGCCGCCCCUCCCCUCCAAGUACUGCUCGGGCGACUACUACAACCUCGACGACGCCCCUCCGCCGGCGCCCGCCUCGCAGCUCGCCAAUUACGGCCAGCUGUCGGAUCUCAUUCCCUCAAGUGCUCUUAACGGCAUCACCGCCACCCAGACCCACGCCCACGGCGGCAGGGCGGCCUCGCUCACCAGCUCUCGCCCGCAGGCCCACGCCGGCGGCGCACAGGCCGCGUCCCACACGGCCCCCGCCGCCCUCGCCCUCACCGACUCCGGCAUCAGCAGCGGAGGCAGCAGCAACAGCAGCAGCUGCAGCAGCGUCAGCAGUCGGAGCAGCAGCAGCAAGAGCCUCCCGAGGGAGGGCUCGCGCACGUCGCUCUCAGGGCGCCCCCUGCACCCGCCCUCGCCCAAGUUCGCCCGCGCGACGCCCUCGCCGGCCGCGCCCGCGCCGGCCUCCGCGCCCGCCGAGCCGCUCCUGACGCGGGUUUCGUACACGGCGGUGCUGACGAGCGACGGGGAGCGCGCCUCCAUGGUCCGCCGCCUAGAGGCUCUCACGCCCACGCCCUCGCCGCUACUGAACACGUUCCGGGCAGCCCACACCCACUCGGAGCACCUCCCGCCCGAGGCGCGCCCACACACGCGCCACGUGGCCACCGCCCACUCCACUCUCAACUCGAUGGGCCAGACGAAGUCGACGUCCUCGACGUCAGUGACGACCCACGCGCCCACGCCCUCCUCCACCCCUGCCCACACGCCCUCCCACACGCCCUCCCACACCCCCACCCACACGCCCACCCACACCCCGACCCAGCGACGGAAAGUGAGGAGCGGCGGGGAAAACGCGCAGAGUGUGGGCUGCCAGGGCCGGGCCGGGCCCGCCGUGCCCUCCUCGGCCGUCCUGGUCGCUCGGCAGGUCGCCGCGCCCAGGCCCUACACGUCGACUGCCUCGACGCCCACGCCUCCCUCUCCCCGCCCACAGGGCCGUCAGAUAAGCGGGCGGCCUCCUGAGAUGGGCCCCGCCUCUCCGCCCUCGAGUCCGGAGCUGCGUCGGGCGUGGAACGUGGUGGGCGUCCCGGUGGUGCCGCCGGCGGGGUCGUCGGCGCGCAGUCCGGCCCCGAGCCCCGUGCCGCGCCCGCCGCCGGCCGCCGACCCCGACUCCAUCUACGACAACCUGGUGGUGCGGCAGCCACCGCUCAGCGCGCCCACCUCGCGCUCUCCGCCGACGGCCAGCAUCCCGCCCACCGCGCAGCGGAUGGGCGCGGCCGCGGGGCUUCGCCAGGGGCCGCCCGCCACGCCGCCGCCGCGCAAGGUCUCGCAGUCGCCGAUCGUCGGGAAGCCCCCCUCGCCGCCCAUGCAGCGCCGGGGGGCGUCCCGGUCGCCCACGCCGCCUCCCGCGUGGGCGCAGCAGGGCAUUCCCCCGAGGGCGCAGUACGUGCCCUACUGCCCGCCCCCGGACGCCCACUGCGGCGGGUGCUGGGUGCCUGUCUGGGGAUCGUCCCCGCAGCUGUACCAGCCCCCGGGCUCGACACCCGUGUAUCCCGCCUACGUGUACCACGGGCCGCCCGCGGGCGUCGUUUGUGAGGCUCGAAGCCGCAGUUGCGAGCGCCUCCCCGCCCGCCCGUCUCCGCCGUCGUCCCCGCGCAGUGGGCGGCGGUCGGCGUCUCCGUGGCGUGGGGGCUCGCCCUUGCCCGCCGGCGCCCGCCACUCUCCCUCCCCCGACCCCGUCAGUGGGCGGCCGCCGAGGCCAAGGCGUCCGCCCAUGAGGAAGUCCAAGACUGUGGAGGUGGGUUGCCUGGGCGUGGGUCUCCAUCAGGCGUCGUCCACGCCCAUGGGAGGACCAAGUGAGCCCACACCCCUGCCGGCGCACUCGAUUACAUACCUGCAAGGGCCGCCCGCGCCCGGCGUGCCCUCGAACCACGUGUACAUCCACGCCCUAAACCACCAGGGUGCUCCUCUAUACCGCAGCUGCAGCCAGGCGAGGCAGCAGCACAUCCCCAGCUUCGACACCAUCCACGAGCAACUGGGCAAAGUGGCGAAUGGGUUCCAUGACCCCGGGGCGUCCAGAGCGACUGACGUGAGCGCCGGAGGCUCUGGGCCGGGGGCAGCACGCGCGCCCUCCCCCGCGGUCUCGUCCAGUAAUUCCUCGAGCCUGUCCGUAGUCUCGCCAGGAGUGACCAGGCUGGAACAGUCAGAGAUCUCAAAGCCAAAGGUAACGUACAAGUCCUCACUCUACAAGUGCAUGAAAAAUCUCUUGAAGCCGAUACAGUAGUCGCCCCUGUAUCUUGCAUGAAUCAACGUUUUCUGUAAGACGUGCCAGCACAUUAGAAAACGCACAGUUAGGGGAAACAAAAAUAAAAUGAAAUUGAAUGAAAAACCCGGACGAAAUAUGAUAAAAAAUCAUUCUCACGAACUUACUUCCGAUCUAUGCAAAGGAUCAUUUACUUUUGACAAUAUUACCAAAACCACUAUCGAAUUAUAGUCGUUAUUACGGGAGUCGGUCCUCCCUAAAGCACGUGACGUAAACAAUAUGGUUAUACUCAAGACCCACUAUGUGUCCAGAAGUAGAAGAGAAGAAUGUUUGUGACACGAGAAGAAAAGAGAAUAGAUACGAAGAAAACAGGUAAGGAACUGGCUUGUUAAUUCACAUGUUCCAGCAACUAGUAAUAUCUGCAUGCCCCCACUUAGAAACGCAGAUGUUUUCUAAUGUAUUUCCUGAUCCCGUUUCUUCUGCUCGCAGCUGUUUCCCUUACUCACGACCCUCCUACUUUGAUCUUCCAGUGUUCGUACUACUUCUGCUCUCCCCCCCACCCCCCAGACCCUCCUCCUUGGCCCUGCUAACUGGUCAGGGCCGCCUGGGGGGAGGGGUGGGGGAGGGAAGCCUUGACACGUUUUCUGUCAAUCAGGUCCUUGUGUCAUAGGCUUGGAGACCUGUUUUUACUUAUUCAUUUAUUUUGUUAUUUUUAUCUAUUUAUUUUUAUUUAUUUAUUUAUUUUUUAUUUUAUUUAUUUAUAUAUAUAUUUUUUUAAGGUUUUAAAAAAGUUCGAAGGUUUAACCCCUCUGUUUUUAAAUGUUUUAUAGAGAGGGCUUAUAUCCUGUCUAAUGCCAAUAUUUAUAAAGAUUUCGUAAAUGUUGUUAUAAACUGUGGAGUUGUAAUGUAUGUUGCUAGGUGUUUGUUUAUUUAUAUGUUCCUACCUUUUAGGAGAAAAAAGAAAUUAAAAGCUCAGUUCGAAAUAGAUACAAAAGUGAUGAAACCCGUUAGUAAGGUUAGAUAAAACUGUAUUCUCGUCCAGCUAAUCGUACCAAGAACAUGUGGAUUACUCCCGCACACCAAGCAUACUCGCCUGGGCUAUUAAUACCUCUUUUCUUUCCCUUUUAAAAUCUUCUUAAGAGGACAGCUUGAGCCUCUUCAUCUUCCACGUCAUCGAGUUCAAGAGAGAGAGCUUUCCUGAUCUUGCCUCUGGUGGAGAGUGGCGUUUAAUUAGGCCUAAACUAACCGUAUGACUA